Messenger RNA from Penicillium verrucosum, 723 nucleotides. RefSeq lists its product as uncharacterized. Lineage: Eukaryota; Fungi; Ascomycota; Eurotiomycetes; Eurotiales; Aspergillaceae. The record is from RefSeq and is a predicted model, not a curated record. The coding region runs from base 1 to 723 and encodes 240 amino acids. The transcript has 2 exons.
AUGGCAUUUAUCCGCGGAGGAAGAUAUUUGAAGAGGUCUCACAUUGUUCCUCUUCGUCCUCCAACGGCCUCUCUAUUCGAAGCCAUCACCAUCGUCACCAUCACCAUCGUCCCCGUCACCAUCGUCCCCGUCACCAUCGUCCCCGUCACCAUCGUCCCCAUCACCACCAUCCCCAUCACCACCAUCCCCACCAUCCCCGUCACCACCAUCCCCGUCACCAUCAACGUCAAUCGGCCAGGCUACCCCACAAACAUCCAUGAACAGUGUCACCUACCUCAAUACAAACGAUCUUAUCCACAGACCCUAAGCGAGCGCCUCUUGAGCAGAGUUUUCUUCUUACAAUCCACUAUCCAUACAGUCAAACUUUCUCUCUAUUCGACACACCACACGACAAUCCGCUACCCACGCAGUCGGUACCUCUCCAUUCGACGUACCUCACCCUGCAAAAGGGUUUCCACAACUAGCUUUGCGCGGAGCCAAUCUCUCAGAGCUCGUCCCCACCCCAUCGCCAAAUCCAAUUUCGAUCCGUGGUCCAGCACUCAAGUACGCUCUCGAAACCUCGGGACACCUCAUUUCUUGGAGAUCCUUAACACCAACACAGUCAAUCUUCCAGCUAUCAAAGCGCCAGCUCCUGCUUCCACAAUUACCAACAAGCCCACUACACCCAAUGCUCUUAUUAUCCGUAAACCUAUGGUACGCUACAGCAACCUGUUCAACAACUAG